GGGGUAUAAUAGACAAAUCACAAAACUGGUUCGUUUUUAAAGAAGCGGUCCCGAAUCACACCAUUUCCAUUUCCAUUUCCAGAAGCGGCAACGAUGGAGACAACAAUCGGAGAUUCUAUGACGAUGAUGAUGACGGAGAUGUGACCGGUAUGAGCUCAAGUAGACGAAAUCUCCAAACGAUUCAGAGCUUCAAAGCUUCAGAUCUGUUUCCUUGGAUCGGUUAAAAAGAGUUUUAAGGUUGAUUUUUCUUUCCACACCAUUUGGCGACUCGUACAUCGAACUCGCUGAUCGGAAAAUACUCCCGGAUAGAAAUUGAACCGAUUAGUUUGAUGAGUGAGUGACUUGUUACUUCGAUUUGUAGCUGAGUGUGUCACUGCUCAAGUGUGUGAAGAAGGAGAAAAUGCCGAGGCCAGGACCAAGACCUUACGAGUGUGUGAAACGAGCUUGGCAUAGCGAUCGUCAUCAACCUAUUCGUGGUUCGAUUAUUCGCCAGAUUUUCAGACUCGCAAUGGAAGCACAUAGCGCAGCGACGAGGAAGAACAAAGAAUGGCAGGAGAAAUUGCCUGUGGUUGUGUUAAAAGCUGAAGAAAUCAUGUACUCUAAAGCCAAUUCCGAGGAAGAGUAUACAGAUGCUGAUACUAUGUGGAAUAGAGUAAAUGAUGCCAUUGAUACAAUUAUUAGAAGAGAUGAGAGUACAGAAACUGGUCCUCUUUUGCCUCCAUGUGUUGAAGCUGCUCUUAAUUUGGGAUGUAUUGCUGUAAGAGCUUCAAGAAGCCAACGACAUAGUAGCGGAAGGACUUACCUCGGUCCUAAAAUUCAGGAACCGGUUUCUGCGUCGACUAAUGAGCCGUCUUACCAUCAUGAAUAUCGUCAGCAAGCUCAACAAUCAUCAACCAAACCAAGCCAGACAGUUCAAGCUGCAGUCCCUGUUGAUGUACUUGAUAACAGCAACAAGCGUGUAGCUACUCCUCGCGGUUACCCGUUUCUUCAUGAAUCCAUGCAGAUGCAUCAAAAGCCAUUGGCAAUUAGACAAGGAACUGGUCCUGCUUCUGCUCCUGCUCCAGCUCCAGUCAACUUGGGUUCGGUCUAUCCUUUGUAUUACGAAGGUAAUAAUCAAACGCAGCAAGCUGACAUGUCUUUUAGAGUCCCUGAAGCGCCCAUAAUCAUUGGCAUGCCUAUUGGUAUAAAGCCCUCAGAAGAAGCAACUGAGAGGGUCUGUGAUUUAUCCUUGAGGCUCGGUAUAUCUUCAGAACCGUCUACAAGAAUAGAUGUCGGGUCUAGUCGGGCUUACCCGGGAAGAAACCAAGAAGAGUUAUGUUUAUUCGCAGAGGUAAAGAAGAAUGAUAGGUUUGAAUGGUUUUCAAAUAGUGAAGGUCAGAAUUCAGAUUCGAGAGUUAAAAAGCACAGAACUUUGUGUGGAGACUUCCUUUAGGACUUGCUUAGUUGUUGUAAAAGCUUCAGGUUUAUUGGUUUACUAUUUUAUUGACUCUACUAGUCUUAGCGUUCGCUUCAAGUUUUAUAAUAAAGAUCCAUGGAUUGAUCUUAAGUAUGGUAAGCUAAAUUCUGGAUCCAAGAAUUAGUUAAUCCAUUUAUAUAUGUUUGUUUAAA
Messenger RNA from Arabidopsis thaliana (thale cress), 1608 nucleotides. RefSeq lists its product as uncharacterized. Bases 401 to 1432 code for a protein of 343 amino acids. Gene Ontology annotation, molecular function: transcription coregulator activity. The record is from RefSeq and is marked reviewed. The transcript is spliced from 4 exons. NCBI's taxonomy places the organism in Eukaryota, Viridiplantae, Streptophyta, Magnoliopsida, Brassicales, Brassicaceae. Gene Ontology annotation, biological process: regulation of DNA-templated transcription.